Molecule: messenger RNA, 771 nt
Organism: Hyaloperonospora brassicae
Lineage: Eukaryota; Oomycota; Peronosporomycetes; Peronosporales; Peronosporaceae
Source: the annotation of a GenBank genome assembly
AUGGCUGGACGAGGUCUGCAGGCGCUCCGUCGUGCAGUGCUGUCGCGUGACCAGCGCCCCGGCGCGCGGCGAGUGGCACUAUGCUGGUCACUCAGGUCCUUCUCUGCGUCUGCUACUUCUGCUGCUGCCGCUGCUUCUCCAGCGGCGGUACCGACGCGGUCGGCCACCGAGUGGCUGGCCGAUAUCCAGCGCGUGGCUGCGAGGGACGUCCCGAUCAAACGGUCAAAGCUCUCGUCGUACCUCAAGUCAGUGACGACGAGUGAAGAGCUGGAGAAGGCGAAGGAGAUUCUGAAGAUCUACGAGAAGAAGCGCGUGGAUCCAGACGCGACGGCUGCGGGAGUGUUUGUGAAGAAGGCGCUGGAGCUGGACGCGCCCGACGUGGUGCUGGACGUGCUGGCGGCCAAUCACCGCAUUGGACUGUUCUUGGAGCCAGCGUCGCUGAACAAAGUGCUGUGGACGUUCCUGAAGAAGGGCGAGCUGGACAAGGUCUUUACGCUGCACGAGAUUGGCCAACGCCAGUACAAGGUCAAGAAUACCGACCGCACGUUUGACGUGCUCGUUCGUGCGGCAUUGGAGCAGCAAGACUAUGAAAAAGCCGUCGAGCUGCUCAAGACAGCGGCUGAGACACAAUCGCUGCAGCGUGUGACCUGCAACAAUCUGCUCUUCAAGCUCAAGGACGAAGGGAUGCAGGAUAAGAUCGAAGAGGUGGCAGCGCUCAUGAAGAUGGCGGGCGUCGAGCCGAACGAGACGACCAAGCAGGUCUUGCCGUAG